This is a messenger RNA of Scutellospora calospora, 634 nucleotides long. The record is from the annotation of a GenBank genome assembly. NCBI's taxonomy places the organism in Eukaryota, Fungi, Glomeromycota, Glomeromycetes, Diversisporales, Gigasporaceae.
UGUUAGCCGUCUUUAUAGAGGUAUCCUUCCACCGAUCUUUGUUGAAGCGCCAAAAAGGGCAAUUAAAUUUUCAGCGAAUGAACAAUAUUCAACACUUUUUAAGAAACUUUUUGGUGUGGAUAAGAUGACGCAACCAUUGUCAAUUGCAUCGGGUGUUGCUUCAGGUUGUACGGAAGCUCUUGCUAUAGUUCCAUUUGAACUCGUCAAGAUUCGUCUUCAAGAUAAGGAAAGCGCAGGAAAAUAUCACGGCACAUUCGAUGCAAUAGCAAAAAUUAUCAAAAACGAAGAAUCAACAAUAUGGCGUCAUGCUGUGUGGAAUGGUGGAUAUUUUGGCGUUAUUUAUAAUUUAAGAAGGAUGCUUCCAAAAUCGACCUCAAAACAACAAACUUUGUUAAACAACUUUAUCGCGGGUGGCAUUGGUGGUACCGUAGGUACGCUUUUAAAUACACCAUUUGAUGUGGUCAAAACGCGAAUUCAGAAUGAUUCCGGACCAGUGAGGAAGUACAAUUGGACACUACCUGCUAUUAAGACAGUAGCUGUAGAAGAAGGAGUUGGUGCACUCUAUAAAGGUUUUGUUCCUAAAGUUCUUAGGCUUGGACCUGGUGGUGGUAUUCUCUUAGUUGUGUUUGAUCAA